AUGCCUCGUGGUGGUGGUGGUCUUGGUCUUCGUAACGGCGAGGAGGAGGAGGAGGAGGAGGAGGAGGUUGGUGAUGAGCUAAAGCAGGCACAGAACCAACCUCUUUCCCCGACAUACGAUACGGCGGCUGCAGGACCCUCUUCCCCCGAACCCUUCCAACGAAAGAGAAGCUUGAUUCGACCCGAGAGACACAGAAUCGACAAGGAUCACCCGAAUUACUACUACCGCCAGCAUGCCGCCAACAUGAACGUCUUGCCGUCCGCGACCGGAAACGACCCGAUUACCGAGGACAUGGAAGGGACAACUGACAUUUCAGGCCGCUCGCAGACGAACGAUAACUACUCCGAUGCUUCUCCGCCGAGAGGACCAAACAGCAGACAGGCUAGCUUGGAGGAGAAGAAGAACGGUCCGACUCGGACGAAGGAGAGGCGCUUGAGCCGACACAAGUCUGGCAAGCUCACUAAGGAAGGGAAGCGCAAACACCCGGCCGAGCAGGUCAGCCCGCCGAGUUUCUGGAAUGUCUACUGCGCAAUCAUCACCUUUUGGUGCCCCGCCUUCAUGCUGAAAUGCUGCGGCAUGCCUGCCAAGGCUCAGCAGCGCGCCUGGAGAGAAAAGAUUGGUCUGAUCAGUCUCAUCCUGCUCAUCAUGGGCUUCGUCGGUUUCUUGACUUUCGGUUUCAACCAGGCCGUGUGCGGAACUCCUCCGCCGCGUCUGCGCGUCAACGACGUGUCUGAAGGAUAUAUGAUCUUCCACGGAACCGCCUACGACCUGACGAAAUCUCGCCACCCUCCCGCUGACGGCGUCCCCAUGGUCAACCGUACUCAUGGUGCUAACGUUCUCUAUGACUUGCCCAACAACUACACGGGAAUGGACGGCAGCUUCUUCUUCCAAAACGUCAAUGGCCGUUGCAAGGGACUCAUCACCGCCGCCGACAAGUCUGACGUCCCCACGAAUAGCGCUGGCGAUCUGGCCUGGUAUUUCCCUUGCACGGCGUUCAAGCAGGAUGGAUCCUCGAAGCCAAACCUGACGAUUCCUUACUACCUCGGAUGGGCUUGCCACACGACUAGGAAGUCGCGUGACACGUUCUACAUCGAUUUGAGUGGAACUGCCGAUGUCUACUUCACCUGGAACGACAUCAAGAACAGCUCUCGUAACUUGAUCGUCUAUUCCGGCAACGUGCUGGAUCUUGACUUGCUCAACUGGUUCAACACCACCCAGGUUAAGGUGCCAACGCGCUUCAACGAGAUCAAGGACAAGAGCUCAGCCCUCAACAAGGCCGUUCGAGGACGCGACGUCACCAGGUCCUUCCAAUCUUCAAAUGACAAGCAGAUGGCGGAGUGCUUCGAGGAGAUUAUCAAGGUCGGAUCAGUCGAUACUGACACUGUCGGCUGCAUUGCGUCCAAGGUCGUUCUCUACUGCUCUCUCGUUCUCAUUCUGGCCGUCGUGUUGACGAGAUUCUUCCUGGCCAUCUUCUUCCAGUGGUUCAUCAGCAGAACCUACGCCGCAUCCAAGACAUCUCAGACCGGCGACAAGCGCAAGCGUAACCGCCAGAUUGAGGAUUGGUCCGAGGACAUUUACCGAGCUCCUCCCAGACUGCCCGGUGAUGUUGGAAGCAGUGUUAACGGCUCUUCUGAUCGCACCAGCAAGCGUGGCAGCUCAUUCCUUCCCACUACCUCUCGUUUCUCUGCUGUCUACGGCGCGGGUGCUGUACCUCCUGGUGGAAAGCGCGCGCCAAUGACCAUGGCCAGCUCUGGUGCAGGCAGCAAUAUGCUGCACCCCCCGGGCAAUGCCAUGUAUCGUCAGGGCAAUGACAGCCGCACCAGUUUCCUUCGCUCGGAUCCUUACACUGGCAAUGCCACCACUGAAGGUCCUGGACCGGCGGGCUUCAUCCACGAGGCUGUUGUCCCUCAACCGCCUGCUGACUGGAUGCCCUUUGGCUUCCCCCUGGCUCAUACGAUGUGCUUGGUUACCGCCUAUUCUGAGGGUGAUCUCGGUCUCCGAACUACUCUGGACUCUAUCGCCAUGACCGACUACCCCAACAGCCACAAGGUCAUCGUCAUUAUUUGCGACGGUAUCAUCAAGGGCAAGGGCGAGACGAUGUCGACCCCAGACUACUGCUUGGCAAUGAUGAAGGACCACACCAUUCUCCCCGAGGAGGUCGAGCCCUUCUCUUACGUAGCGGUUGCCAGUGGCUCGAAGAGACACAACAUGGCUAAGGUCUAUUCUGGUUUCUACGACUACGGCACCAAGUCCGCUAUUCCCCUUGAGAAGCAGCAGAGGGUUCCUGUGCUGCUUGUUGUCAAGUGCGGUACUCCCGAUGAGGCUUCCAAGUCCAAGCCUGGCAACCGUGGCAAGCGUGACAGUCAAAUCAUUCUGAUGUCCUUCCUUCAGAAGGUCAUGUUCGAUGAACGCAUGACUGAGCUCGAGUACGAAAUGUUCAAUGGUCUCUGGAAGGUUACGGGUAUCUCACCCGACUUCUAUGAGAUAGUGCUCAUGGUCGACGCCGAUACCAAGGUCUUCCCCGACAGUUUGACUCAUAUGGUUUCCGCCAUGGUCAAGGAUCCCGAGAUCAUGGGUCUCUGCGGAGAAACGAAGAUUGCCAACAAACGAGACAGCUGGGUUUCCGCCAUCCAGGUCUUUGAAUACUUCAUCUCCCAUCACUUGGCCAAAUCCUUCGAGUCUGUCUUUGGUGGUGUCACCUGUUUGCCCGGUUGUUUCUGCAUGUACCGCAUCAAGGCGCCCAAGGGAGCUCAGGACUACUGGGUUCCCAUCCUGGCCAACCCUGACAUCGUCGAGCACUACUCCGAGAACGUCGUGGACACCCUGCACAAGAAGAACCUUCUGCUGCUCGGUGAGGAUCGUUACCUUACAACUCUCAUGCUCCGCACCUUCCCCAAGCGAAAGCAGGUCUUCGUGCCUCAAGCCGUUUGCAAGACCACUGUCCCCGACUCUUUUGGCGUUCUGCUUUCCCAGCGUCGUCGCUGGAUCAACUCUACCAUUCACAACUUGAUGGAACUGGUCCUGGUCCGUGAUCUCUGCGGUACUUUCUGCUUCAGUAUGCAGUUUGUCGUCUUUAUCGAGCUAAUGGGAACUCUCGUAUUGCCUGCUGCUAUUGCCUUCACCUUCUACGUCGUCAUCAUCUCUAUCGUCAACCAACCGCCGCAAAUCAUUCCACUCGUCCUUUUGGGUCUCAUUCUCGGUUUGCCCGCAGUAUUGAUCGUUAUCACCGCUCACUCGUGGUCUUACGUCGUAUGGAUGUUGAUCUACCUCGUCUCCCUCCCCAUCUGGAACUUUGUCCUUCCCACGUACGCCUUCUGGAAGUUCGACGACUUCUCCUGGGGUGACACCAGAAAGACAGCAGGCGAAAAGACGAAGAAGGCGGGUCUCGAGUACGAGGGUGAAUUCGACAGCAGCAAGAUCACCAUGAAGAGGUGGGCCGAGUUCGAGCGCGACCGCCGCACGCGCAGCAACUACUGGGGCUCCAAGGAGAACGUCGUCGGCGGGGGCAACACCUGGUCGAUGCCUCCUGGCCACCAGUACAACGAUGAGUACUACCACUCUGACGCAUAA
Messenger RNA from Colletotrichum karsti, 3570 nucleotides. RefSeq lists its product as uncharacterized. The record is from RefSeq and is a predicted model, not a curated record. Bases 1 to 3570 code for a protein of 1189 amino acids. Lineage: Eukaryota; Fungi; Ascomycota; Sordariomycetes; Glomerellales; Glomerellaceae. The transcript is spliced from 3 exons. Gene Ontology annotation, molecular function: chitin synthase activity. Gene Ontology annotation, cellular component: cell periphery; cell septum.